AUGGCCACCGAGACUGUUUCAAAACCUGUGGUGGAGAAUGGGUGCGAAGACGACGAGGAGGACGGGCCUAUAGUAUUCAAGAGGAGAAGUACUGUUGCUUCUAACUCGAAUCAAUCAAAAUCCAAUCCUCAGAGAAGCAAUGCAGUUCCUUCCACCAAGGUUUCACCUAUGAGAUCCCCUGUGACUAGCGCAAAUGGAACCACUCCGUCGAAUAGAUCUUCUUCUGUGAAAUCCUCAGUGCCAUCAUCUUCUUCUAAGGCUUCACCAGCGAAGUCACCAUUGCGGAACGAUACGCCCUCUGCUGUUAAGAAUAGGAGCCAGUCACAUAAAGAUCAGUCUGAAUGUAAAAGAGAGCUUGAGGAUUCUGAGGAUAAUAGGCCUUUAAGUUUCAUAAUGUCUGCGAAUUCAAGUCGGCCAAAUAAAGCGCCAAACUCUUCGCUGAAGGUCUCUUCGCCGCAGCCAGAUAAAAAGAAUAGUGGCGAUCGAUCUCUUGAUAGAGCAAAGAGAAUCAUAAAAGAUGAGUCAGAUGAUGAAACUCCAAUUGCGUCAAUGCUUCGAAAGAAGAUUGGUAGUGGGAUGUCAGGUAGCAGCAAACAGGUCUCUAAUGAUGAAAAGAAACCUUUGAUUAGAAAGUUGCAUCUGAAUGGUUCCAUAGUUAAGAAUGAAGUGACGAGUUCUAAGGUAUCAGGUAAGAGACCUCUGGAGAAGAAUAGCUCUGCAGGUGAGUCUUCCUUGAAGAAGCACAAUGUCUCAGCUUCAACUACUUCAGUGAAAAUGAAGCAAGAUUCUGUUAAAACAGAGAGUUCAGGUGAUAAGGGAAAGGCUUUGGUUACACCUAAGUCAACGAAGGCUAGACAAUUAUCUACCAGAGAAGAAGAUACUGAUGAUGAUGAUGUUCCACUAGCCAAGAGACGCAAAUCGGAAUCCUCCAACAGUAAAAUAUCAUCUGCAAAGCCUAAAGCAGUGAAAGUAAUUCCUAGUUCAUCAGCUGCAAAGCCAAAAGUAACAAAAGUAGUUUCUCAUACGUCCAGGAAAAUGAACAAAAACUCCAAGAAAGUAAUGAAGGAUUCAAAAUAUUCCACGUCUUCAAAAUCUUUACCCUCUGGUGAUGGGCAAAAGAAAUGGACUACCUUGGUGCACAGCGGUGUAAUCUUUCCACCUCCAUACCAACCUCAUGGCAUUAAGAUUCUGUACAAGGGAAAGCCAGUUGACCUAACUACUGAACAAGAAGAGGUUGCGACAAUGUUUGCAGUGAUGAAAGAAACGGACUAUUAUACUAAGCCUCAAUUUAGGGAGAAUUUCUGGAAUGACUGGCGAGCACUGCUCGGGAAAAAACAUGUGAUACAGAAGUUGGAGGAUUGCGACUUUAGUCCCAUAUAUGAUUGGCAUUUGGUAGAGAAAGAGAAGAAGAAACAAAUGAGCACAGAGGAGAAAAAAGCAUUGAAAGAGGAGAAACUGAAGCAAGAGGAGAAAUAUAUGUGGGCUGUUGUUGACGGUGUCAAAGAAAAGGUCGGUAAUUUCAGAGUAGAACCGCCGGGGCUCUUCAGAGGCCGUGGAGAACAUCCCAAGAUGGGAAAAUUAAAGAAGCGUAUCCGUCCAUGUGACAUCACCAUAAAUAUCGGCAAAAGUGCUCCUAUUCCAGAGUGUCCGAUCCCUGGUGAAAGCUGGAAAGAAGUAAAGCAUGAUAACACAGUCACCUGGCUAGCUUUCUGGAAUGAUCCUAUUAACCCGAGAGAAUUCAAGUAUGUAUUUUUGGCAGCUAGCAGUGCCUUGAAAGGGCUGAGCGACAAGGAGAAGUAUGAGAAAGCCAGGAAUCUUACGCACCACAUAAAGAGUAUAAGAGAAACUUACACCAAGAAUUUUACCUCCAAGGAUGUUACAAAGAAGCAAAUUGCUGUGGCUACCUAUCUCAUUGAUAAAUUGGCGCUUAGGGCUGGAAAUGAGAAGGAUGAUGAUGAGGCCGACACUGUUGGUUGCUGUACAUUAAAGGUUGGAAAUGUGGAAUGUAUUCCUCCAAAUCAAAUAAAGUUUGACUUCCUCGGUAAAGAUUCUAUCCGGUAUGAGAACACAGUUGUGGUUGAGCCUCCUGUUUACAAGGCCAUUGGACAGUUCCAGGCUGGAAAAUCCAAAACGGACGAUCUUUUUGAUGAAUUAGACACAAAUAAACUGAAUGCUCAUCUUAAAGAGCUUGUACCCGGUCUCACAGCGAAAGUGUUCCGUACGUAUAAUGCUUCCUUCACUUUGAAUCAAAUGUUGACUGAUGACAACGGAGAUGGCGAUGUUAAUCAUAAGAUAGUAGUUUAUCAACAAGCAAAUAAAAAGGUUGCUAUAAUAUGUAAUCAUCAGCGUGCUGUAUCUAAGUCGCAUGGAGCACAAAUCGAAAAAUUGGCUGGGAAGAUAGAUGAACUCAAGGAGGGUCUUAAAGAGCUUGAAACUAAUCUCAAGCGGGCUAAAGAAGGAAAACCACCAUUGGAAGGUUCCGAUGGAAAGAAGAUUAGAAGCUUAGAUCCAAACGCGUGGGAGAAGAAGAUUGCUCAACAGAACCUCAAGAUCAAGAAGAUGGAACUAGACAAACACACAAAAGAGGACUUGAAAACCGUGGCGCUGGGCACGUCCAAGAUCAAUUACAUGGAUCCUCGGAUCACUGUCGCGUGGUGCAAACGUCAUGAAGUUCCAAUUGAGAAGAUAUUCACAAAGACUCUUCUGGCGAAAUUCGCCUGGGCUAUGGACGCAGGACCCGACUUCAGAUUCUAG
Thlaspi arvense is the source of this 2754-nucleotide messenger RNA. Lineage: Eukaryota; Viridiplantae; Streptophyta; Magnoliopsida; Brassicales; Brassicaceae. The record is from the annotation of a GenBank genome assembly.